GGCUGUUUUUGAAAGAAAACAAGAGCAGUUAUAAAGCUGACUUUCGCAAGAACUACAUGCCCCUUUAUUCUAGGAAGCAGCCAAAAGAACAAGAGGCCACUGAAGACAAAACUUUCUGCAAACGCCUGCACACGGUGUUGUGCGCAGGCAUCUGUUAGAAGGAGAGAGUGCUCUUCGUUGCAGGACUUCUGUGCACCUGUUGACACUCUGACAUGAUUUACAGCUGAAGAACUGCUAAGUCCUGGAUUUUUUCACCGUCGACCAGAGGAAACUUUGCACAAAAUCUGUGAAGUUUGAACAAGCAGGCUUCCCAAGAUGUACGGAAUAUCUCAACUGAUGUCAACACCAGUGGCAAGUAAAUGUUCUUCUGGCUCUGAGAGAAGAUAUACUGGAGAGCUGUCUCCCACAUGUGUUUUCCCAAGUUUUGCCUGUGAUUUCCUGGAUGGUGACACUUCCUUCAAAUGCUGCUCUGUAGAUCUAACAGCCUCCCACUUUGCCUGUCGCCGAAGUCCCAGACUCCUCUCCAAUGGAUACUACACUUGGACAGAAGACAGUUUCCUCUGUGACAAAGAUGGCAAUGUAACUCUGAACCCACCCCAGACCAGUGUUCUUUACAAGGAGAAUUUAGUUAGAAUAUUUAGAAAGAAGAAGAGAGUCCGCCGUUCCUUUUCUAAUCUCUUCAGCCUCGGUACCUCUGAAUCCUGGCUGCACAGAAACAUCUUUGGUGAUGUUGACUCUUCCUUAAGUGAGGACGCCUGGUUAGAGGGGGUCAGGAGGCUGGACAUGCAGCAUUGCAAUGAAACUGGAGGCGAUUCUGACUGUUCCCUGACUGAUGCCUGCGAGUCAGAGCAGCCAAAUGUAGCCGCCUCCUCUAGCCAUGCCAUAUCUCAGAGUCCACGACAAAACUCCCACGAUGGGGCUCUUCAGUCUCAUGUGAUGUCUUCUGAACAUUUCCCAGGGAACAUUUUGGAUCGUGCAAAAGCCAGUCUGUGGGAAGAGGUCUCCUUUCCAGCGAUUCUGCUGGCUGUGUUCCUCAUCAUCUGUGCAUGUGCAAGAUGGUUUCUGGAAGGAAUAUUAGUCAGUGUCUUCACAUGUUCACUGGUGGUGAUUAUUGCCUGUUUGCCAAAAUUUGACAACCACUUAGGAAUGUCUCUGAUGAAUGCCUUCAAUCUGAAUACCCAGAAAUUGUCUGAUUUGCAGUCUGCUUGGAAUCAAUUGUUUUAUUGGAGGAGAAUGAGGAGCUGGAUAAUUGAGAAAAAAAUAUUUUAAUUUGGUUAUGUGUUUU
Lontra canadensis (Northern American river otter) is the source of this 1285-nucleotide messenger RNA. RefSeq names its product transmembrane protein 71 (gene TMEM71). NCBI's taxonomy places the organism in Eukaryota, Metazoa, Chordata, Mammalia, Carnivora, Mustelidae. The transcript is spliced from 9 exons. Bases 316 to 1269 code for a protein of 317 amino acids. The record is from RefSeq and is a predicted model, not a curated record.